Molecule: messenger RNA, 168 nt
Organism: Tripterygium wilfordii
Lineage: Eukaryota; Viridiplantae; Streptophyta; Magnoliopsida; Celastrales; Celastraceae
Exons: 1
Coding region: 1-168 (55 amino acids)
Source: RefSeq, a predicted model, not a curated record
AUGGAUUCUGGACCAUCCUGGGCUGAUCAGUGGGAUUCUCAAAAUCCUGACCCUCUCCCUCAGCCAGCUUCCGACAACGACAAGAAGGAGGAUGGGAAAGGCAAGUUUGGGAAGACAUUGUUAAGCUUGAAAUGGAUAAAAGGGAUUGGCAAGAGAUCUCAGAAGUAA